CUAAAAUCGAAUGUCUAAGGGUGUUGUGACCCGAAUAACAGCCGACAAUGAUAACAUUUCGAAUAUAUUAAUUAAUUAGCUUCAAAAAGAAUGCUUCAACGCGUUUUGCCAUUAUCAUAUAAUACAGUAAAUCCACUCGCGAUAAGUGAUUGCGUAGGCUGCAAAGAACCGUAUUCUUGAACACGUCGACAUGCACACACGACAGGUAUGCAUUUGAAACCGAUAUACUCCGAUACAUAAAUUAAGAACAAUGUCGAUAAACAAUAUGGAUGGUACACUGGUGGCAAAUAAACAGCAACAUUUGCUGAAGUUCUGGAAGGAUUUAUCGGCCAAAGAACAAGAAUUGUUCUCCUCUCAACUGAAGACCAUCGACUUCGAAGAAGCCCUGGGGGCUUACCAGAAAGCGCAGAGUUACUCCCACGAAGGCAUUAAAAAAUUGGACGAUCACAUGAAACCGGUACCAUCGCACAAAUUCGAAGCCGAGUUAGAAAUAAGUGAAGAAACAUUGGAAGGAUACCGCAAUGAAGGGUUGAAACAAAUAUCCCAAGGGCGAGUGGCUGUAAUCUUACUAGCCGGAGGCCAAGGCACCAGGCUCGGGGUGACCUACCCCAAAGGUAUGUUCCCUUUAGAUUUACCGUCUGGCAAAACACUUUUCCAAAUCCAAGCCGAGAGGAUACGAAGAAUACAGAAAAUAGCCGAAGAAAAGUUUGGUCAAUUCGGAAAAAUAUGCUGGUUCAUAAUGACCAGUAGUGCAACACACGAAUCGACCGAACGCUACUUGGAAAAACACGAGUAUUUUGGACUCGAUAGAGAAGAUGUACAUCUAUUUCAACAGGGAGUUUUACCCUGCUUUACAUUCGAUGGAAAGAUCAUUCUCGAUGAGAAAUAUUCAGUAGCUCUAGCGCCAGAUGGUAACGGGGGUAUUUAUAAAGCUUUAAGGAAGAACAACAUGUUAGACUUCAUGAAAAGGAAAGGGAUAAAAUACGUUCACGUCUACAGUGUUGAUAAUAUAUUAGUAAAAGUGGCCGACCCAUGUUUUAUAGGAUACUGCGUUAAGAAGAAGGCCGAUUGCGGCGCCAAAGUCAUUCGCAAAGAACACCCGAACGAAGCGUUGGGCGUCGUCUGCGACGUGAACGGUAAAUUCCAAGUGGUGGAAUACAGCGAAAUAACCGAGAAAACAGCGGGGCUGCGCGACGACGACGGCCUCCUGGUCUUCCGAGCGGGAAGUAUCUGCAAUCAUUUCUUCACCACCGAGUUCUUGGAUAAGGCUGCUAAUUCGUAUGAAGCCAGCCUCAGGCCGCACAUAGCGAAGAAGAAGAUCCCUUAUAUCGACGAAAGGGGUUGCAAGGUGACGCCGACUUCUCCGAACGGUAUUAAAAUCGAAAAGUUCAUCUUCGACGUGUUUGAAUUCUCCGAGAACUUCGUCAGUUGGGAGGUGCCCAGGCACGUUGAGUUCAGUCCUUUGAAGAAUUGCGAGAAUAGUCGCGUAGACUGUCCAUCGACCUGUCGUAAUGACUUGUACCGGUUACAUAAAGAGUAUGUAGAACAAGCAGGUGGCAUCGUAUCUUGCGAAGAAUUAGAGAUAUCGCCUCUAUUAUCUUACGCAGGUGAAAAUUUGGAGGGUAAAGUUAGAGGAAGAGUUUUCAAUGAACGAACUAUAAUAUUAUCCGAUGAGGAAAAUGGCUUGAAUGGAUUUCACCAGAGUAUUUGAUACGUUCUGGGUACUAUGUAGGAAAAAGUCGUACUGAAUGUGCCGAUGUAACUAAAUGUACAAAUUAAAAUAUCUUUCGCGCACUUUAAUAAAUUAAAAGGAGUAACUGUGUAUUUGUUAUUUUUCAAAAAGGCGAAAUUACUCAUACGGAAUAGUUUAUGGGUGUAUUUAGCUUUAUUUUGAAAUGCAAAUAGCUUUUACUUUGUAACUACUUAAUUUUUUUUUAAAAUGUAUUGUUAUUUUCAUUUUUUAAUAAUAUAUACCUAAUGAUUUAUGAAUUCGUUGCAUUUUUAAAUUGUACACAUUAUUCACCUUAUGUUUA
Messenger RNA from Phyllotreta striolata, 2033 nucleotides. The record is from the annotation of a GenBank genome assembly. NCBI's taxonomy places the organism in Eukaryota, Metazoa, Arthropoda, Insecta, Coleoptera, Chrysomelidae.